This is a messenger RNA of Ictalurus furcatus (blue catfish), 965 nucleotides long. Its product is annotated as ryanodine receptor 1-like. The transcript is spliced from 4 exons. Gene Ontology annotation, cellular component: sarcoplasmic reticulum membrane; sarcolemma; smooth endoplasmic reticulum. The coding region runs from base 1 to 663 and encodes 220 amino acids. The record is from RefSeq and is a predicted model, not a curated record. Gene Ontology annotation, biological process: calcium ion transmembrane transport. NCBI's taxonomy places the organism in Eukaryota, Metazoa, Chordata, Actinopteri, Siluriformes, Ictaluridae. Gene Ontology annotation, molecular function: ryanodine-sensitive calcium-release channel activity.
AUGGCGGCCUCCGUGGUAAAGUAUUUGGCCAGUUGCGGGCUGCAGCGUUGCACCAUGCUCUUGUCGAAAGGUUAUCCUGAUAUCAGCUGGAACCCAUGCGGUGGAGGAAAAUACCUCGACUUCCUCCGAUUCGCCGUCUUUGUUAAUGCAAGUCUGAUCCUCUGUCCUUACUCAUUAUUGCAUACAAACUGCACCGUGCACACCCAUCAUCAUUUGGACGGUGCACUGUGGGGAAUUAUAUGUGUACUGGAUAAUCUUUGUGUUUUUGUCUGUGCAGGAGAGACCGUGGAGGAGAAUGCCAACGUGGUGGUGCGUCUCCUGAUCAGACGGCCCGAGCGUUUUGGCCCUGUGCUCAGACGAGAGGGCGGUAACGGCCUUUUGGCCGCCAUUGAAGAAGCCAUUAAGAUCUCUGAGGACCCGGCCAGAGACGGCCCCACUGUCAGAAAGGACAGACGCUUCCCUAUGCUUGGAGGGGAAGAGCAACACGCGGGGAGCAGAGUUCAUCUGGGAAAUGCCAUCAUGUCCUUCUACGCUGCUCUCAUCGACCUGCUGGGACACUGCGCCCCUGAAAUGCAUGCGAGUGUCUCCUUUAUGAUUUAUUUACUCUGCUUUUGCUCAGCUUCUGAUGAGGACUUUCAUCAUAUUUCACUACCAGCUGAGUAAAGGUUUAAGGCUAGUGCACUGGUUAAUGAAUGACCUAAAGGUAGGCUUUUUAUUCCAAUUUCCCUGAUUUUGGAAGAAUUAUCAUUUAAAUUGGAGCCUAUGAUAAUUGAGCCUAUUGAUCAAAUGAAAUAAUUCAACACAGAUUUGUUGCUUUGUGACCUUUUUUGUUUAAAUAAUUAAUUAUUACUUGUUCAUUCAUGUUUUAUGAAAGUUAUCAAGAAUAAAUGUAUACUUAUGGAAUAAGUUAAACUUGAGCUUAACCGUAGACUUAAGUCAAAAAGUGAAAGUGUCCUUCUACUUCA